UGUUUGGUGUUUGUGUGGGAAGCAUGAAAGCCACGCUUCCACAUCAUUUUUGAUCUACAACAAACACAACAGCCAAUAACACAACUAUUUUUCUUCUCUUAUCUUCUCGUCUCUUUUCUGUACAGUACUAGCUAGUGUUGAAACACACAAAAAUGGCAGCCCUGCAUGUACCCACCAGCCUUCAAGCCUCAAACUCAGCAUCACUACCCUCAAUUCUAGCUCCCAUUAACACCAAUGCUGGCCUGAGACCUCCAUCUGAUCGUUUUGCUUUGAAAUCUUGUUUCUUUGCUCCGGCACUUCAUCUCUUGCUUCCUUCAAACCAACGCCACACUCUUGCUUCUGCUCCAAGAUUCUCCAUGCGUGCUGCUUCCAAGCAAGCUUACAUUUGUCGCGAUUGCGGGUACAUUUACAAUGACAGGACUCCAUUUGAGAAGUUGCCUGACAAAUACUUCUGUCCUGUUUGUGGUGCUCCGAAAAGGAGAUUCAAGACAUAUGCACCUCCUGUCACCAAAAACGAUAAUCAAACAGAUGUUAGAAAAGCACGUAAAGCGGAACUCCAGAGAGACGAAGCAGUCGGGCGAGCAUUGCCGAUUGCGAUUGCGGUAGGAGUUGUAGCUCUUGCUGCUUUAUACUUCUACCUAAAUAGCUCCUUCCAAGGUUGAAACAGAACAACUCCACCGGCCAAAUAUGCUUGUAGAGUAGUGUUUUGUCAGUGUUUUGAGUUCACAGAACAGAAACAGAGCAUUUCCUGUAUUUUUAUCUAAUUCGUUUGAUAGUAUGAUUCAUCAAUUUUGAUGCAUUGGUGAUGUUGUAAACUUAUUCCUGCCUGCAAGAGUAUGAAUGCAUCUACUGAAUAAACUGAA
This is a messenger RNA of Mercurialis annua (annual mercury), 863 nucleotides long. RefSeq lists its product as uncharacterized. Lineage: Eukaryota; Viridiplantae; Streptophyta; Magnoliopsida; Malpighiales; Euphorbiaceae. The record is from RefSeq and is a predicted model, not a curated record. The transcript is spliced from 4 exons. Bases 153 to 662 code for a protein of 169 amino acids. Gene Ontology annotation, molecular function: iron ion binding.